AUGGAGACUAAGAAAGUGCAAUGGCAGAUUCUGGAGAUCACCAAGUGGGAAGAAGGAACCCUCAAGUCUGAGAGAUUCGUCGCCGGCGAUUGCGAAUGGAUCAUUGUUGCCAAGUUAAAGAACGUUUGCGGUGAAGAUUAUCUCUCUCUAUUUCUGCGUUGUUGUUCCGAUAAGGGAGCAAGGGACUACGGUUGUCGAGACAUUUUCGCCGAUUACAGCUUCAUCGUCGUCAACCGAUUGUGGGGAGCCAAAUCAUCAUUAAUCGAAGGUGGGAAACGCCAUUUUAGAGUAGGUGGGAAAGGCUGGGGAUUCAAAUCUUUGAUUCGACUGGGAGAUAUUCUCAAGCCCCUGAAAGGGUUCCUUGCGAAUGAUGAUAUCCUUAUUCGAGCUCAUGUUUCUACAGUUAAACAAGAAUCGACAUGGUUGUCUGAUCUUGAUGAUAGAACCCGGGAGGAAUACACGCCUAGAACUCAUCAUCAGGCAGGAGCAGCAGCAAUAGCAGCAGCAGCGGAUUCUGAUACAACUGAAGAAACGGACAUUGGUUCUGAGGCACCAUUAAUUCGAGCUCAUGUUUCUAAAGGACAUGUUUUGCUGCAGGAAGAAUCGACAUGGUUGUCUGAUUUUGAGGAUAGAACCCAGGAGGAAGACACACCUCGAACUCAUCAUCAGGCAGGAGCAGCAGCAAUUGCAGCAGCAGCAGCGGAUUCUGAUACAACUGAAGAAACGGACAUUAAUUCUGAAGCAUCUGCUGAUCACCAAGAAGAAGAGGAAGAAGCAUCAGAUUCUGACACAUCUGAAGAAACGAACAUGAAUUCUGAUGCACCUGCUGAUCACCAAGAAGAAGAGGAAGAAGCAUCGGAUUCUGACACAUCUGAAGAAACGGACAUGAAUUCUGAUGCACCUGCUGAUCACCAAGAAGAAGAAGAAGAAGCAUCGGAUUCUGACACAGCUGAAGAAACGGACAUGAAUUCUGAUGCACCUGCUGAUCACCAUCAACAACCUAAUGGCGUCAUAGCUGGAUCCAUCGCGGAACCAAUGAAUGAGAGGCUCUCCUCCGGACGCAGAAUUGAUUGUGGAGCUCAUCAGGAUCCUGAAAGGCUUCAGGCUACCACUUUAUCAGGUCAAGAGGAGCAGCCUACUGAUCAGCCUGAUGGUGCCAACAACCUACCAAUGGAAGAUUGCCUUCCAGAACAGAGAAGUGAAGCUGUUGAACAACCAGCAGCUAUGGUUUUGGAUUCAGCUACUGAAGGGCCUGCAGCUACUCCAUUACCGAGUCAGGGCUUAAUUUUGGAACUCAAACGCGGCGUAUCUGGCUCCAUGCAUGUCAUCGAAACUUCCCAUGCCACUGAAGCUUCUGUGGCACAGAGGAAUGAGGACAUGGAAGCGAGGCUUGUUCACAGGCAGAAGCAGUUGAGCUGCUUGGAGGGCGAAUUUUUCCGACUUGGGGAAGAAGGAAAGAAGCUUGAUGCUGAAAUCCAGCAAUUGAUUGCUCGUAAGAUCAGGGUUGAGGAUCAGACGAAGACCACCGUCGGUGCAUUGAGGAAGACGAGGGAGAGAGCUUGCAAGGAAUUGGAAGAGGCCAAGGAGCAAAGCAACAAACGGAAGCGGGCUUCUGAGAAUCGGUUGGUUGCCGAGGAGAAUCUUGUUCAGUUCAAUACAAGUUGGAAGCUUUUGAAGUCUACGUUGGGAUUGUGA
Linum tenue is the source of this 1695-nucleotide messenger RNA. Lineage: Eukaryota; Viridiplantae; Streptophyta; Magnoliopsida; Malpighiales; Linaceae. The record is from the annotation of a GenBank genome assembly.